This is a messenger RNA of Guillardia theta CCMP2712, 1395 nucleotides long. RefSeq lists its product as hypothetical. The record is from RefSeq and is a predicted model, not a curated record. Bases 1 to 1395 code for a protein of 464 amino acids. Lineage: Eukaryota; Cryptophyceae; Pyrenomonadales; Geminigeraceae. The transcript has 6 exons. Gene Ontology annotation, molecular function: zinc ion binding; carbonate dehydratase activity.
AUGGACCAGUGUGUUGCUCCAACGAGCAGCUCCAAUGCCGAAGUUCUGAGAAAUUAUCGCAAACUGCUGUUGACAAGCUUGGCUGCCCUGGGCUGUGUUGCUCUGGUUGUUUUCCUGGCGAAGGAUGGCGCCAUCGAAGAGGACAGGUCUGCUUUGUUUUCUCCAUUUCAGCGGAAGCAAAGCCUGCACUGGGAGUUCCGGGGAGAGGACGGGCCAUCGACAUGGGGGAAGUACUACUUCACUUGUGACGUAGGGAUGGAGCAGAGCCCUGUUAACAUAGAGUCAAGCCAUGCAGAAGCGACGCCCCUUCCUGCGAUGAAGUGGGACUUCAAGGGAAAGAUGAUCUCAGUGCACCAGAAGGAGGAGACUUACGACAGUCACAAGUUCGACCUCAAAGACCAUGAGAAGCCCACCUUGCAGAUGGAGGAAGGUGGUCCUGUGUACACGUUGCAGCAGAUUCAGGUGCAUGCGCCUAGUGAAAACAAGAUAGACGGGACUCAGUUCGACGUUGAAGUCCAGUUCUGGCACAUGGCCCCUGGCCCCAAGUACAUGGUGAUCUCCUCCAUGCUCAAACGCGGAGGGUCCAGGUGUGAAGGGAUCGGCUCCUUCUUGUGCUGGGACUUGACCGUUGGCCUGUCCAGUCCUCUCUUCGUCGACCAGAUCUCAAAGAUCUUGCAGAAAUCCGUGUUCCGUUACAACGAGCUCGAGCCUGCCAUCAGCUUUGAAAGCAUCCGAGAGAGUCUGGCACCGACAGGGAACAUGAGCAGCUUCUUCCGCUUCAACGGCUCGCUCACGCAGCCUCCCUGCACGGAAGGAGUGCUGUGGAACAUCCUCCGCGAUCCCAUCCCCAUCUUCUACUACGAUGCGGACGAGAUCUCUCAGGACCUCGCUCCCAACAACCGGCCCAUCCAGCCCCUCAGCGACCGGGUGGUUCAGGCUGCGAUACCUGAGGUCGGAGGAGGACAGGGAGCGGCUGCCGCUGCCCGGGGGCCGCGUGCGACUCUGCAGGUUGUGAGAGGGAGGAGGAAUGGGAAAAUGUUGACGGGCGGGGAUGUGGUGCAGAGCCAUGGGAGUGUUCAACAGUCGCUGCUGAGGCUGGGGAAGAGAAGAUCAGCCGCCCGUGGUGGGUCGAGAGAAUCUCUGAAGACAGAAGUCCACGACAUCAAGGAAGCUGAAAGCGCGUUGAUCCGCAAGGCAGAGCAGAUCAGGGAGGCUGAAGAGAAGCACAAAUCGACUCCUCCUGCAGCCAAAGAGGCAGGGAAGGCAGCCCAGGGCAAGCCAGCUCUGUCAUCAGCUCCUCCUCAGACGCACAAGGAGAAGACGCAACUCGCAGCCUCUAAGGCCCAGGCAACAUCACGAGAGAAGAGCUUGUCACAGGUUGUCUUUGUAUUCUAG